Molecule: messenger RNA, 6603 nt
Organism: Loxodonta africana (African savanna elephant)
Lineage: Eukaryota; Metazoa; Chordata; Mammalia; Proboscidea; Elephantidae
Gene: VSIG10
Product: V-set and immunoglobulin domain containing 10
Exons: 8
Coding region: 1228-2577 (449 amino acids)
Biological process (GO): cell-cell adhesion
Cellular component (GO): cell-cell junction; plasma membrane
Molecular function (GO): cell adhesion molecule binding
Source: RefSeq, a predicted model, not a curated record
CGUCCUAGUUGUUCCGUUUCCAUUCAUCUAGAUUCCCUGCCCCCUUACCUUCUCAUCUUUGAAGUAAUUGUUGACUGUUUGGUCUCAUCUAGGUGAUUUUUAAAGGAGCACAGUGCUUUAUGGGUGAUAUUCAUUGUUUUUUUGAGCCAAUCUGUUGUUUAGCUACAAGGUGACCUCAAGAGUUAGUUUCUGUUCAGGGUUUGAAGAGCAUCUUAGGGCAGUAGUCUCAGGGAGUCCUCUAGUCUCAAUCGGUCCAAUAAGUCUAUUUUUGUUGUUGUUGUUGUUUAUUUAAUCUCAACAGCUGUAUGAAGUGGGUGCUGUCAUUCCAAACUCCUCUGCCCCCCACCAUUUUACAAAUGAAGAAAUAGAGGCUCAGAGAGGUUAAGUAACUUGCCCAAGGUCUCAGAGCUAAUCAGUGGAGCUCAAAGUUGGGAAUGGAACCAAUGUUUCUUAAUCUUUCAGGCUGAUAUUGUGUUGGGGACCCCCAAGACCACACCCUGGCCCAGUGAUUCUCUAGGAGGACUCACAAGACAGCAUAUAGCUGUACUCAUGGCUAUGAUUUAUUACAGUGAGAGGAUGCAAAGUACUAUCAGUAAAGGGAAAAGGUGCAUGAGGCAAAGUCUGGGGGAGACCAGGCGCAAGCUUCCAAGAGUCCUUCUCCCGGUGGAGUCACAUAGGACGUGCUAAACGCUUCCAGCAACGAGUUGUGACAUGUGUGAAAUAUGGUCAUCCAGAGAAGCUUGUUAGAGACUCAGUGCCCAGGGUUUUUACUGGGUGCUGGUCAUGUAGGCACCCUCUGCCUAGCAUGCACCAAAAUUCCAGAUUCCCAGAAUGAAAGCAGCACAAACCACAUUGUUUUCAUAACAGCUUAGUCAGAGUGAGCCACUCUUAUCAGUUCUGGGAAUGGAGGGAACUCUCCCGAAUUCCAAGUUCCCAGAUGCUAGCCAAGGGCCAACCCUGCAAGCAGGCCUUUCUAGGGGGAGCAGUGUAGGGCCUGUUGCAUUAACUCCUUUCUGUACAGGUACGCUUUCUACUCUGCUGUGUUUUUUGAAAGGGGCAAUGCACGUUUUCCCUUUUCUAUAAGGAUUUAUUCCCCAGUAAAUCUUACAUAAUCGUGCAGGAUUAGAUGAGAGAAUAUAUCAGGGCACUUAGUAGAUACUCAGUAGAUGUCAUCAUUAUUCUCGUUGUCCACUUCCUGAGACUUUAUGUGUCUGGUAAGGAGCUCAAAUGAACUUCUAUAUAAUUAAUUCCUUCCUCACCCCCCUGUCAUUUCCAGGUGGCCCCUUUCAGAUUGAGGUCAACAUCUCCACCACCAGCAAGCUCCCCAAUGGCACCCUUUAUGUGGCCAAGGGCACCCAAGUGGACUUUAGCUGUGGCAGCAGCUCCUAUCCUCCACCCAUGGUUGAGUGGUGGUUCCAGGCCCCAGAUUCCAAGAUGGAGCCUUUUGGAAACAACAUGACAACCAGCUGUUUCACGCUGUUACAGAUAUCACAAAACCUUCAAGGGAAUUACACCUGUUUGGCCAAGAACAUGCUUAGCGGGAGACAUCAAGAGGUGACCACCGAGCUCCUGGUCUACUACCCCCCUCCAUCAGCCCCUCAGUGCUGGGCAGAGAUGUCACCAGGGUUGGUCAUGCUGCAGCUCAUCUGUCACUGGAACGGAGGAUACCCAGACCCGAACUUCCUAUGGACAGAAGAGCCAGGAGGUGUGAUCGUGGGGAAGUCCAACCUGGGGGUGGAAAUGCUGAACCGGUCCCGGCUCUCAGAUGGCAAGAAGUUCAAGUGUGUUGGGAGUCACAUUGUGGGCCCAGAGACGGGAGCCAGCUGUGUGGUCCAAAUCAGAAGUCCCUCCCUGCUCUCUAAUCCCAUGAAGACUUGCUUUGUCGGGGGCAACGUGACGCUCACUUGCCAAGUGUCUGGUGCCUACCCUCCUGCCAAGAUACUGUGGCUGAGGAACCUCACUCAGCCUGAGGCAGUCAUUCAGCCCAGUGAGCACUAUCUCAUCAACCAGGAUGACCAGAGCUCCACCCUCACCAUCCGCAACUGCUCCCAGCACCUGGAUGAUGGCUACUAUGUUUGCCGGGCUGAGAACCCCGUGGGUGUGAGGGAGGUGGACAUCUGGCUCAGCGUGAAAGAACCUUUCAACGUUGGAGGAAUCGUGGGAACCAUUGUGAGCCUCCUUCUGCUAGGACUGGCCAUUAUCUCAGGGCUUCUGUUGUAUUACAGUCCUGUGUUGUGCUGGAAAGUAGGAAGCACCUUCAGGGGGCAAGACAUGGGUGAUGUCAUGGUUUUGGUGGAUUCAGAGGAGGAAGAAGAGGAGGAGGAAGAGGAAGAUGCUGCAGAAGAGGAGGAGGAGGAGGAGGAAGAAAAGGAGAGGGAGGAGCUGCCAAAAGAAACACGCAAGCACGGCCACAUUCACCGAGUGACUGCACUGGUGAACGGGAACAUAGAACAGAUGGGGAACGGGCUCCAGGCUCUACAAGAAGCAGAAAGGACAGAGGGGAAUGGCACAAUCCCAGAGUAUGAAGGAUGGAAAUCAUCAAGCCAGUCUAUGAGGAUUCUGAAAGGGAGCAGAUGACAGCAGUGAGCUGCAGAGUGGCAUCGUUCACGAAGAAGACAGGCCAGUUUGAAGAAGAAGACUGUCGAUCGUUAUCUUUUCCUAAAAGCUGGGAAAGCAAGGUUGAAGAUAUGCUUUUCGUCCAGCUUUGACUUGCAUCCCCAACUGGGGUCUUGCCUUAGCCAUGGUUUGGGUCUCUCGGCAGAAAAGAAAAACACACACAUCUUUCCUUCCUUUUUUUUUAAUUGGUUUGAUUUGCUGUUAAGUCUUCUCAAGAAUGUUACAAAGCUUUGGGAAUGCGGUGUGUGGGGGAAGGCUGCGUUAACGUCUGAGGAGUCACUUACGCUGUGACUCCUGGCUUGAUCCAGGUGCACCUACUGUGGCAGACGCUGACUUGGAGGGAGGAGUGGGCAAAAGCCCACGGUCUCAGUGCCUUUUGCCACUAUCACAGGUUUGUAACCAGCCUGCCCUGGCACAGAGCUGUAUAUUGUGGGGUGAUAGGAAAAUGCCGUCUAUCACUGCCCAGGUGAGCCAGUGGCCGAGGAAGCAGGCAAAUGUCAAUUUCCUGGAAAAAGUGAGGCAGCGUCAGCUGCCUUUGCUGGUCAGGGGAAGGCAGCUGGGCUCAAGCUUUGGAGCUGGAACCACCUGGACUUGAGUCUGGGCCCUGCUCCUUGUUAUGCGGGCUUGAGCAUGUGGCGUUACCUCUCGCUGGGCUUCCAUGUCCUCAUCUGUAAAAUGGGUGACAUCAUACCUACAUUAUGGGGCUGUGGUGAGGAUCAAAUGAGGUCAUUUCGGAUGCCAGGCGCUCAGUAGAUACUAAUUAUCUUCUUCUUUGCCUCUCCUAGGGGAGGAGAAAGGCUAACUGUAGGAGUUACCGCCACGUGCCUUUCAUUCUUCGGAGAAUGGCUUCAGGCAAGGGCAUUUUCAGAGCUCUCCUGAUGAUUUUUUGCUCCCCUGAACAUACAGUUCUUUUCAAAGAGACAAGGGGCCGAUAAGAGGAAGUGCCUUUCAUGAUAACCUCACAUUUAGCAGUGCUUCAUAUUUAUACAAAAGCCUCUUUUGCUGCACUGUUCGCUUUCAGCCUAUCCUGGUCUUGACUUCUCCUGUGAAAGGCAGGAUAAAGGUUUGGUACCAGAGUUAUCUCGUGAGGAGGAGUCCUUGUACAAACCAGUUCAUCUGGCCUUGGUUUCUCCAUCUCCGAAGUGGGAAAACUUGUUUCCUUCCUACAUCUUAGGGAUAUUAUGGGACUACACUGAUCAAGUUUCCAAUGAAAAUAACGUGUAAUGAGUUUAGGCUGCUGAUACUUCCAAGCAGAUCCUUGGACAGAUUAGAGGUUUUUUUUUCCUUUCUGAUUUUAUCCAAAAUAUCUUAAAUGGCAGGGACCUUAUAAGGGUGCAAGCGAUAUGAGCUAAACAUGAAAAUCUGAUGUGAAUCUGCACUCUUUAAUGUUGCAUAGUCUGCUGUAAUGGGCAAGACCUCGGACUUAAAAGAGAACUUUUCUUUCUCUAAUACCCGUGACUCUGAGGAUGAGAAGCUGGUUAUCUAGAGUAACCCUGUAGCUGACGUUGGGGGAAGUUAUUUUCCUGGAUGAAGGGACUAAACUGAGUAAAUCACUCAGUGGGUGUCCUGUCCCCAGCUCAGACUCUGGGGCGCUCAGGAGCUGGCUACUAUUUCCACCCCUCAGGGAUAGCUGUGAAUUGCAGUUCUCCUUAGUUGGGCCAGGUCUUUUGCUCCACGGUACCUCAUGUGCUUAACCACUCUUAACUGUACGAUAGUGUCGCUUCAGAACGGGAUUCUUGGACCAGUGGCUUCUGAAGUCGCCGAAGUCUGAGUUAAUCUCUUUAAAGUCUUCCAUGGCUAAAUUCUUGAAUUUGAGAGUCUACUACACAGAGGCGACCAUAUUCAAAAACAAAACAAAAUGUAGGAAAAAAAAAAAAAAAAUACCAAGCUGGGACACAGAGAACAUUUUGCAAGAUCAUUGGGAUGCUUUCCACAACUUCCUCUUCUCCUGUGCGCACACGUGAUGAUAGGAAAUAUUUGAGGCAGGGUUUUUCCACUAGCAAAUGGGAACUUCAAGGUCUUGGUGCCAAAACACUGUAAAUUACACAUUUUUUGACCACUUGAGCUGUGGCUGCUAUCACUUAUUUCUGGACUUGGUAUGCACAUUAAUAUGGGUAGGUCGCUUAAGAGCCCCACUACUGGAGGUCUUUGAGUUUUAAGGCUUUUUAGAGAAUUAGGACCUCUUCUUCUUCUUCUUUUUUUUUUUUUUUUUAAGGCAAUCCAUCCCCAUAAUCAUAGAUACGUUGACAGAGGGCUACAGAACUUUGUCCUGAUGGUGCCAAAGUCCAGGUUACAUUUUGCUUUUUAAAAAUUUCAUCUGUCUGUGGUGUGAACUCUGGAGACCAAGAGAUCUACUUAUCAGAACUAAGAUAAAACACUUCAAGGAUAUCACAGCUGACAUCGCUUUUCCUUAUAACCUGGUGGACCAUCAGAGGAGGGGGUGUGGGGCACACAAUCCUAUGGCUUUGAUAUUAGCUCCAAGCCUCACAAGCACAUACAGGCUCUAUCACUGUAGCAGGAAAACACAUGAUGGAAAAAUUUCCAUAACCCAUGCACCAAGCGAGACCUGGAAAAUCUUCCUUGCUGGGUAAAAUUUGUAUGAUGCAAUAAGUGCCAACUGCCAUCUCUCACCAUGGGACUGGCCAGGAACUGCUGCAAAGAAAAAUAAGCAGAUCUGUCUGCAUUAUCCACAUUUUCAUAUUUGGAAGGGUGAGGUCAGGAGAAAUUAGUUCUGAGGUUAUAAUAUGGAUUUUUUUUUAAGAUUAUGGAAUAAAGUUAUUUUUAAAUAAAUGCUUUAGUGAUCUUUAUUUAGACCUGAUUAGUCAACAAAUUUGGGAAAACAAGUUUGCCCAAGACUUUUUUUUUUCCUACCAGUUUCUUAUCGGUAAUAACUUUUCAUUAUCUUCCAUGACUGGUAGACAGUACCGACCCUCUUAACACCUUCUAACUCAUCUGCAUCUUUCCUAAUCCCUCUGAGAAACUGUUUUUUUUUUUUUUCCAUUUUUUUCCUCCUUGUGCCAAAUGCCUGCAUAUCCUUAAACAUAUGCCACUUUUUUGGUCAGAUUUCACACUUUCCAACAUUAAAGGGCUAGGGUAGGUGUUAUAAUGGAACUGAUAAAGUGUUGCAAAAAGACAAUUUCUGUUAGCAGUCCAGUUCCCGAAGUGGGUGGCUCUGAAGUUCUUCACUUGGCUCAGCUAAUUUUAGUUGCCACCAACUUCUCACCUCACCCCCCCAACUGCAGGUUGUCCAAUUCCAUUCUUAUUUUUUUCUCUAGGCCCAUGGCUUUUCCUCAGUUUUUAGCUUUAGCUUCAAACAACCUCCCCUUCUCUUAGGUCAUUCCUCUUUCUUCCCCCACCCCUCCCUUUCUCUUCACUCCAGACUCCCUCCACAUUUCCUUCCCACUACUCCUUAGCUCUUUUGUGGCAUUUGAAACUUAUUUCCUUUUUAACCAAGUCGAUAUUUCCUACCUUGACCUCAAUUUCCCUUUUUUUUUUUUUUUUAACCCCACACUUCCCAUUUAUUUAUUUUUUUAAACCCAAGCCCCCCUCCUCCCGGUUUUCUAAGCUCCCCAUUUUACCUCUGCCUGUUUUCCUCUAUCUCUGGUCCUGAGCGCCUUUUUCCUGGGCCCCAUGUGACUACAGGCCUCCUGGGUUCCUACCCAUGUUUAUCCUGCUUGCUAAUUUCUGGACCCCACUCUUUUUCGUCUCCCCUCAUCUCUCACCUUCCCUUUUCACUACCAGUUUUGACAUUGCCCUUUCCCCUGGGCUUGCCUAUCUGUUCCCCAUUAAAAAAAAAAAAAAAAAACCCACGGGCUUUCUCUGAUCCCCCCGUUAUCCCCAGCUGCUCUGUUGGUGUCUUCUACCUGGGUUCCCGCUUAACCUCUGAUCUUUCCUCCUCCUCAGGCCCUCGAUUUCAUUUUCCAGCCUCAUUACUACCGCCUCCCCCACCCCGUUUUAAUAUGUACUCAGCUCCCGUUUUCCUGCCCC